Molecule: messenger RNA, 1575 nt
Organism: Kwoniella shivajii
Lineage: Eukaryota; Fungi; Basidiomycota; Tremellomycetes; Tremellales; Cryptococcaceae
Exons: 17
Coding region: 1-1575 (524 amino acids)
Biological process (GO): transmembrane transport
Cellular component (GO): membrane
Molecular function (GO): transmembrane transporter activity
Source: RefSeq, a predicted model, not a curated record
AUGAGAUUACCUUGGUCCAAGAAAAAUGCAGAUCUUGAACCUACAACCGGUGAAUAUCCAAAAGACUCCAACAUCAUUGAAAAGAAAUUGGGUCUUAGUAAGAAGGGAGCCAUUUUCGCUGCUAUCAAACUUCAUGAUGAAAAGGGAGCAUCGCUCUUCUCCGAUGGUUACGCCAAUGCCGCUAUCGGUCCCGCAGGAACAAUCAUCAAAACUUACAUAUACGCGGAUACAUUCAAGAACAAUCCUGUGAAUGGAAGGUUGUUGCCUGCCAUUGCUUUCGCUGGUAUCAUUGUUGGUCAAUUGAGUUUUGGUUGGAUCAGUGAUAAGAUUGGAAGAAAAUUCGGUAUGCUUCUCUGUACCGGCAUCGUCUUUGUGUUUUCAGCUCUUCAAGCGGCUUCAAAGGGUCCCGGAGAUCAAGGAACUAUCAAUGCUUUGUUAGCCUAUCGAUUCCUCGUUGGUAUUGGUAUUGGUGGUGAAUAUCCCACUGGUUCAGUAGCUGCUGCCGAAAACACCGAAGAUCCUGACAUUCCCAAAAAGACACAACAAAGGUUAUUCGUUUUGGCUACCAACACAAUGAUUGACUUUGCUUUCGUCAUCUCCUACUUCGUUUGUCUCGUUUGUUUAUGGAUCUUCGGCAUGAACCACCUGAAUGCCGUCUGGAGAAUUACACUUGGAUUGGGUGUGGUACCUCCCAUGUUCUUGUUCUACUUCCGAUUGAAGAUGAAAGAGCCUGAAGCAUACGCUAAGAACUCCAUGAGACAUACCUCUAUUCCUUAUUGGUUGAUUAUCAAGAGAUAUUGGGUGAAACUCGCUGCUGUAUCCAUCACCUGGUUCUUAUACGAUUGGAUCACCUAUCCAUUCGGUUUAUACGCUACGCCUAUCACUGAUGUAGCCGAUCCUAACGGUACUUUAUACACCUCCAUUGGAUGGGGAACACUUAUCAAUUUCUUCUACGUUCCCGGUACUUUAGCUGGAGCCUUUGUGGUAGAUUAUCUGGGUCCCAAAUACACCAUGAUCUUUGGUUUGUGUUGUCAAGCUUUGAUCGGUUUCAUCCUCUCAGGUACUUACAAUUUGUUGACUGAACCUGGACGAAUUGCUGGAUUCGCCAUUCUUUAUGGUCUUUUCUUAUCUUUCGGUGAACUUGGUCCUGGAAACAACCUCGGUCUUCUAGCUUCAAAAGCUAUCGGCCCUACAGCUACCAGAGGCCAAUUGUACGGUAUUGCAGCUGCUGUUGGAAAGGUUGGAGCUUUCAUUGGAACUUAUACUUUCCCUCAAAUCCAAGCCAGUUUCGGUGCUCCUGGAUCAUACGGAAACAGUACCGGUGUGUUCUGGUUGGGUAGUGGAUUAGCUCUCGUUUCAGCAGCUAUCACUCUGGUCUUCAUCCCCAAUAUCAAACCUGAUGCCAUGCACGACGAGGAUAUUCUCUUCAGGGAAUAUUUGGAAGCUAACGGGUACGACACUUCUCAAAUGGGUCUUAAAGAUACCGUCAACGACAUUGAGGGAUCUCAAAUUCAUAAGACUGGUAAAAUUGGAGAUAAAGAGACUGAAGCUGUCACAGCGACUCCAGUUCGUUAA